Messenger RNA from Fusarium verticillioides 7600, 1363 nucleotides. RefSeq lists its product as hypothetical. The record is from RefSeq and is a predicted model, not a curated record. Bases 165 to 1088 code for a protein of 307 amino acids. Lineage: Eukaryota; Fungi; Ascomycota; Sordariomycetes; Hypocreales; Nectriaceae. The transcript is spliced from 3 exons.
ACUAAGGUAGGUUGACUGAACAAUUCUGUCUAUGGGAAGCAGCGUCCUAAAAGAUGUUGGAAAUGAACACAUACACAAACGAUUACGAUGUUGUUUAUUCAUGUUCCUGCUACCAUACGUAUGGCGCUUCAUUGUGAGAGCCCAGAGUGAAAUCGCCCUACAAGAUGCUCCGACUUCAACCUACGACGAUCAAGAUAGCCACACGCGAUAUUAGCGACGCCGAGCGCCGAAGCCGCUACAGGAAGCACCUACUAAGUCGCCAGAAGGCCGAUAAAAAACGCGAUGAUCUCAUCCAGCAUGAUCGAGAGGCUACGCUUGAAGAUGCCCUCAACACCAAGAUCGUAACACCAACCACUGACUCUAGCAUUGUACAAGACACGCCAGGCUCAAAUGGUAGAAACGAGUCGGACGGUGAAGAGGGAAUAGGAUCAUCAGUCCCUCUACUAGACUACGGUACCAUCAGUUCCGACGAGACCAGAUUCGUGGACGUUGAUCACGGCAUCAACCGCCUGCAUCGACAACCAGACCAACAUCGACUUCCUUUCCGCCCGCGGCAAAGCUUGGGUGACCAUGAGGAUGCGGAUACCGCGCCGGUCCACACGCAACCCCACGAUAAUGGUAGCGAUGGCUCCGUGACGGAUGAGGACGAACACGAUGCGAUAGAGCAACUUUUGGCAGCAACUGUGGACGGAUUAACGUAUGAAACAGAAGAAGUCAACGACGACCUCUCGCAGAGCUCGGGAGAACUUAUGGACCCCCCCGAAGAUGCUGGCGAGCUUUCAAUCCCACCGACUGGCGAAGGGUUGGAGCCUACGACACCCCGAAGACAGUUUCCUGUGUAUAGUGACCGGCUGCCCGUUGAAGAACAACCCCAAACCCCAAGACAGCUUCCCGAAGCUCGCCAUCAGAGCAGGUUUGAUGGAGCUUACACGGCGCCAGUUCGAGGACGACGGGUGAGAGUCGAAAUUGACGACGCUCCGAUGACAGCAAGGAGAAGGCGUGCUGGACGCAAUACUAGCCCGGUAGGGUUGAGAACACCAGGGUUUCAGGGUUUGUACGGAGGCAGUGAGAACGCCGACGAUGUGUGAUAUGAUUUGCCGACCGACAUCCGUGGUGAUGUCAGGUGGUCCAUCAUCAUCGGCAAAUGCAAGGAGUACGAGGAUCAGUUUUGCUAAUACAAGAUAAACGGAGCAUAAUAUUACGGUGGACUGUUGGUUUUGCUGAUCAAGCAGGGCGUUGACUGAAGUUAUUGUCUAGACACCUUCCUUGCCUUAGCAUAGGUACGUUAGUUUGUUACUGAAUCAGGAUAAUGAACUGAUCAGUUCGUUACCAAGACGAUGCCAAUUAAAGGAGCAUUCCUCCC